Frieseomelitta varia is the source of this 1905-nucleotide messenger RNA. RefSeq names its product phosphoglycerate kinase (gene Pgk). Gene Ontology annotation, molecular function: ADP binding; phosphoglycerate kinase activity; ATP binding. The transcript is spliced from 5 exons. Gene Ontology annotation, cellular component: cytosol. Gene Ontology annotation, biological process: glycolytic process; gluconeogenesis. The record is from RefSeq and is a predicted model, not a curated record. The coding region runs from base 187 to 1434 and encodes 415 amino acids. Lineage: Eukaryota; Metazoa; Arthropoda; Insecta; Hymenoptera; Apidae.
CGCCGACCUUGCUUUGACUUUGCCAAGCCAAAGCACGACGACGUCAGGGGAUACUCGAAAACUGUUCAGAGUUUUGUCAGUAACUACAGCGCUAAACAAAGUGGAUUAAAAUUGAAAAACGAUAAUAACGGUUUCCCUGUUAUAUGUAACAUUGUAUCAAAUUCAACGUGCUCAAAAUUCAAAGGCAUGGCACUAAACAAGCUCAGUAUCGAUAAAGUGGAUCUUACGGAUAAACGAGUUCUCAUACGCGUGGAUUUCAAUGUACCUUUGAAGGAAGGUAAAAUCACCAACAACCAGAGAAUUGUUGCUGCUCUGGACACGGUCAAAUAUGCUCUUGAAAAGAAAGCAAAAUCUGUUGUUUUAAUGUCACAUUUGGGACGUCCUGAUGGUAAACGGGAAACAAAGUACACUCUGAAGCCUGUUGCGGAAGAAUUAAAGUCUUUGCUUGGAAAGGAGAUUAUAUUCUUGAACGACUGUGUCGGACCAGAGGUGGAAACUGCGUGUGCCAAUCCAGCAUCUGGUUCUAUUAUCUUACUUGAAAAUUUAAGAUUUCACAUAGAAGAAGAGGGUAAAGGGGUAGGAGCAGAUGGAAGCAAAGUAAAAGCAGACAAAGAAAAGGUAGAGGAGUUUAGAAAAUCGUUGAGAAAAUUGGGAGACGUUUAUAUUAAUGAUGCCUUUGGUACAGCCCAUCGAGCUCAUAGUUCCAUGCUUGGUGAAGGAUAUGAAACGAGAGCAAGUGGUUUUCUUUUAAAAAAAGAGUUAGAAUAUUUUGCCAAAGCACUGGACAAUCCUGAAAGACCAUUUUUGGCUAUAUUAGGCGGUGCCAAAGUUGCAGAUAAAAUACAAUUGAUUAAUAACUUGCUGGACAAAGUUAAUGAGAUGAUUAUAGGUGGUGGAAUGGCAUAUACUUUCCUAAAGAUAUCGAAAAAUAUGAAGAUUGGUAAUUCAUUAUUUGACGAAGAAGGCGCAAAAAUUGUUAAUGAUAUAUUAUCGAAAGCUGAGAAAAAUAAAGUUCAAAUACAUUUGCCGAUUGAUUUCGUUACUGCAGACAAAUUUGCAGAAAAUGCAGCUGUUGGUGCAGCUGACGUAGAAAAUGGUAUACCUGAUGGCUGGAUGGGACUUGAUGUUGGACCAAAAUCAAGAGACUUAUUUAGUGAACCUAUCAAAAGAGCAAAGACAAUCGUAUGGAAUGGCCCGGCAGGUGUCUUUGAAUUUGAAAAUUUCAGUAAAGGCACAAAGAAUUUAAUGGACAAUGUUGUAGAAGCAACAUCACGAGGUGCUAUUACUAUAAUUGGUGGUGGUGAUACAGCCACGUGCGCUGCUAAAUGGAAAACUGAAGACAAAGUAAGCCACGUGAGCACCGGUGGUGGUGCAAGCUUAGAACUUCUUGAAGGAAAAGUUUUACCGGGAGUUGCGGCCCUUUCUUCGUUGUAAUUUCUAGUCCAUUUGAUGUCAUUUACAUCUUUAGAUUUUAGUUAGCAACCACACUUGAAAACAUGUUGAUUUUAUCUAAUUAUCAAAUUUUUAGCGUUAUAAAGUAAAAUAGAAUAUUUAUCGUUCCAUAUAGAUUACCUUUAUAAUUUAUACCGUAUCGGUAUAAUUUACGUAUAAAAAAUGUUUAUGUUACUCUUCUUUUCGUAUAUGAAAUAUGCGUAUAUCGAUAUUCCUGAAUAUAAAAAAACAUAAAAUGUAUCUACAAUCGAAUGAAAACAAUAAUAUUCUAGGAAAAUUGUUCCAACACUGUUAUUAAAAUUGUUAAAUUUAUCAUGUUAUCUUUUCGUGCGAUGAUUUUUCUAAUAAAAGCGGUAAACAAUAUUUAAUGAAAAUGUGGUAAUGUCAAAUCAUCUGAUUGCGAGAUUUAUACAAUGUGUAAUUGUAUGAAAUUGUAUAAAAUAUCGCUUUCAG